Molecule: messenger RNA, 7123 nt
Organism: Camelus dromedarius (Arabian camel)
Lineage: Eukaryota; Metazoa; Chordata; Mammalia; Artiodactyla; Camelidae
Gene: C2H3orf38
Product: chromosome 2 C3orf38 homolog
Exons: 3
Coding region: 356-1297 (313 amino acids)
Source: RefSeq, a predicted model, not a curated record
CGCCUGCGCAACCAUCCCUGCUGCUCUUUUGCAGGACGGACUCUUGAGGAGCUCAGGAUUUCGUUUUCCCUUGUGGAAGGUUGAUGUUCCCGGUGUAAACGCGGUGCUUCGCUAAAGUGAGAUCGGUGGGAGUCCCCUUAGUCCCCGCCAGCCCGGAACGACAAGGCGGAGCACCGCGUUUCCUCAUUGCCCUCAUUGACGAUUACUUCCGCCCACAGAUCUGGAAUACCGGCGGCUUUUUGGCGGCGAACAACGGGAAAGGCACUUCCGGUAUCUGUUGCCAAGGCGCCGGCCCGGUGGGCCUAGUUGAGGAAAGUUUUUGGCGUGGUCCUCUCCCCCCUUCCCGGGGGUCGAGAUGUCGGGGCUCAGCUACCCAGAGAUGGAGGGCUGUCGUAACCUGCUCGGCCUGUUGGACAACGAAGAGAUCAUGGCUCUGUGCGACACCAUCACCAACCGCCUGGUGCAGCCUGAGGACCGCCAAGAUGCCAUUCGUGCAAUAUUAGUGUACAGUCAAAGUGUAGACGAGCUUUUGAGGCGUAAAAAGGUCCACCGAGACGUCAUAUUUAAGUACUUGGCAACACAGGGGGUUAUUAUACCUCCAGCUACUGAAAAACACAAUCUUAUUCAGCAUGCAAAGGACUACUGGAAAAAGCAGUUAAAACUGAAGCUGAAGGGAACGCCAGAGCCAGUUAAGACAGAAGACAUUAAAUUCUCUGAACAGCAGGAGAAAGAAGAGAAAAAAGCUGAAAAGGUUGAUUUUCGUCGAUUAGGUGAAGAAUUCUGUCACUGGUUCUUUGGACUUCUUAAUUCUCAGAAUCCUUUUCUGGGACCACCUCAAGAUGAAUGGGGGCCACAGCACUUCUGGCAUGAUGUCAAGCUUAGGUUUUAUUACAACACAUCUGAACAAAAUGUGAUAGACUACCAUGGAGCAGAAAUUGUGAGCCUUCGUCUGCUGUCACUAGUGAAAGAAGAAUAUCUUUUUCUCAGCCCCAAUCUAGAUUCCCAUGGACUCAAAUGUGCUGCUUCUCCCCAUGGGCUAGUUAUGGUUGGCGUUGCGGGGACUGUCCACCGAGGGAACACCUGUUUGGGCAUUUUUGAACAAAUUUUUGGACUCAUCCGCUGCCCUUUUGUGGAAAAUACUUGGAAAAUCAAAUUUACCAACCUGAGAAUUAUUGGAGAGAGUUCCCCUGCUCCCAGAACAUUAAUGAAACCAGCAGUUACACUUGAACCAAGUGACCUAGAAGCCUUUUAUAAUGUAAACACUUUAUGUGGUCCAGUGAAGCACGACUUAAUGUAAGGCAGGCAUUGGGUAGUGGGACUGAAGACCAAGCUUUAGUGGAAAUGAGGCAUUGCUUAACAAAAAAAAGACUGAUUUUACCUAACUCUUAACAGCAUUGAGUACUGUAUGUCAGCCUGAAAAAUCUUCUAUACAGAAAUUCUUCCACAUACUACAUCAGUAAUGUCUAACCGAUUUCAGAUUCGGGGAUUGACAUAUUUUAGUUGAAAUGCCUUUCUUGCCUACAGACUAACAUAAUAUGUGAAUACUUGCCUCUUUUUCUAUCUGAGUUGCAGCAAAUGUUCUGAAAGCUUUAUGCAGUUCAUCAAAUAAAAUCCCACUUUAGAUGUUAUAACUAAUGGUGUGUCUUAGAAACCAGUUAAUAUUUUCAUUUUACUUAGUGGAUAUUCUGCUAAUAUCUGUACUUCUAUGUGGGAAAAAAAUUGUGUUCAAGGCUUUCUCUUUUAAGUUUCUUAUAUUCUAAAUCUAGGUAAUUUUUACAACUGCAUCUCAUGACAGUAUUGAUUUUUAAAAAGUACCUAUUUUAGAGAUGUUUAAUGUAAACUCAGAGUUCUCAUUUUACAAAACUUGGGUGAUAUUUUUAUACAAAAAAUCCAAUAAUUUAUCUGGUAAGAAACAUUUAAUAUGCUUUUUUAAAUAUUUGAUGAACAUUUUUCAAAGUUAUCUACUGUUGUCCAAGCUAAAUAUCUUAUAGUCUGCAACAUUUUCUGAAAUAUUUUGGGCAAUGAUAAGUGCUAUUCUCAAAACAGAACUUUUUCUUACCUGAGGCUUCACCUAACAGUUUUAUAGAGCAUUUAUUAUAACACCAGAUAAAGGAAACAUACUGUUGAAAUUUUUAAAAAAGGUGUGCCCAGUUCCUAACUUAAAUGAAUUAGUUUUCCCUCUUCAGUGAUCUAAGAAGUGACAAAAAAAAAAAAAAGAAAACCCAAAUUUAUAAUUUAUACAUGUAUUGAUUAUACAUAUAUUGAGAUAAAUUCUCACAUCAUAUAUUAGGAAUUUUUCACCUCUAAUUUGUUUUACUAGAUUUGAGUUACAAGGCUAAAUUGUCAUACUAAUUACUUAGUUGCUUUCAAGUUUAAAUUCCUCAUCUGAUUCUGCAUUCAGUAGUUUUAAUGUACAAAAAUGCCAUUUAGAAAAAAACUCAACUGGGAAAUGUGAUGAGAUAGCAUACAUAGUAAUUUUUUUUUUCUCUCUUUAACUCUUCUCAUGAUCAUCUAGGGUGACUGAUUUUGGAAACAGGAAGAAAAAAUUUAUCCUUUUUGGUUUUCUAAUGUCAUGCCUCUUACAAAGAGUACAAAUUAAUAUGUCCAAAUAAAUAAUAAAUAAAUAAAGGAGGGUAAUCCUUUUUGUCUGUCAUAAGAAUAGGGCAUUGUUUAAACCCAAGUUAUCUUUUUCUUCUUUAAGUUUGAAGUAUCAUUUUAACAUGUAAUCGAUCAGUAUUCUAACGAUAAUAUGAAAAACUACUCCCAUCUGUUUUCUUUGUACUGUUGAUGUCAAGUACUGCAGAAAUCAUACCACAGAUGCUCAGGAUGGGCAGAAAUUGCCUGUACAUAUGUUGAGUGUUGAAAUUUUGAAUGUAUAAUGCUCAAGUAAGGAUGCAAUCUGCAUGUUCUUUUAAUCACCCUUAAAAACUUGAAAUCUUUCUUAUUUACUUCCUUUGAAUCCCUGCAGUUGGGCACCCAGGAAGACCUGAUGUCUAGGUGAAUGGGUGAAUGAAUGAGCAAAAGAAGCUUACAUACUGUAUAAAAGACUUUUUGCAUUUAGAUUUUAUCUUUAGUUCUGAUCAUUAGUGGUGGUUUUUUGGUCAUACCGUCUGAAUUUAAUAUGUGGAUACACAAACUUUUAAGCCUCAAACUAGGAUAAAAAUUUAACUUCUUUCUAUUAAAAUUUACUGACUUUCAAAAGCCCACAGUCAGAGUAGGGUAUACUGGAAGCCCCUAAGAGACCCAGGAACCAUUAUAGGGGAAGUAUAUACUUCCUGUUUAGAGAAAAAAGAUCUAGAGGAAUUGAAAUUUCAGGAAGCUGAAGGCUUGGUCAGGCCUAGGGAAUGGCACAGAGACUGCAGCUUUAUGUGUCUCACGUCAUUUCACUUUGCCGGGACUGGUGAAGUUUGUGGAGUCAAGUAGUAAAGAAUACAGCACUCUACACAUAAUCCAUAGUAAGUGGGGUGCUCAGACUAGGUGACAGCUGGGCUUUAUUUACUGAAAGCUGAUUUGUAGCUAACAGUAUACAUCAAUCUCCUUUUUUGUUAAAAACUUAAAAUAGUUGCAUUGGGUUGUUUUAUUAGUAUCUGGAGUGCCAAAAAACAGACUUCACGUGUCUCAUUAAAAUACCAAAUAGAGAAAAAGCCAUCUCUAACUUACUAAGUAAACUUGAAAAUAGCAAGACCUGCUGAAGUACUGUCAGGUGAAAUAUAAAAAUACGAAUUCAGAAUUCGUUUCAUUUUGACAAGUUUAAUGAACAUGCUUUGGAGGCAGUGAUAAAAAUGAAAAUAUUUAAGAUUUUAUUAAACUUAUCUUAAGAUGUUUAUUUAAUAACGAUGGUAUAUUGCUAAUUCUGAUAAAGAGAUUUUAAAAAUAGGGCAUUUCUUCUGAAGGGUCUGUAUUUGUGAUCGCCUCCCGACAGCCCUCCCCACCAGCCCUCCCUGUCAGCUUUGUAUCCCACCAGUCUGAAGUGCAGAUAGCACAGCUGCAGUGCUGGGAACCAAGACUUUCUGGAUCUGGGUUCUCUCCAAGUUUAUGUGUAUAUAUUUACUGAGCAUCUACAAUCUGUAAGUCACUGAAUCAACCACAAGACAAAAUAAUCCAUCAAUAGGUUAUUUACCUAAACUUCUCAUAUUGAAAUCAAAUCUCUGUCUCUGGGCUUAGAUGUCUUAAGGUGAGAACUACAUUAAGGCCUUUGCUAGAGUUGGAAGGAAAAUAUUUCAGAACUGUAUCAGAGUGCACUAAAUCCUUUCAGCUUUACUUUUUCUAGUUUGAACCUUUCCUAUAAUCUUUUAGUAAAGUGUUACUGUUAAAAUUGAGUGUGAUAUUUAUUGUGAGUUAUAAUGUGACCCAAAAUAUUAAACCAGAAACUAGAAUUACUUGUGUUAGUCACGGAAUGUUAAUAGAAUCACUGGCCUAAUCUCAUUUACCUUUGCAGUGAGUCAUUUAGUGAGGGUUCUUUGGUUGGCAGUUUUCAUCUUCAAUUUUUAAACACCCUAAAUCUCAAGUACCAAAUUAGUUACAUUUGAAUUAAUGAAUUUAAGGAUUGACAGAAUCUCCUGCUGCCCACUGCCAUCAGUGUUACUUGUGAUGCUUUCUGAACAAAAAAUCAGUAACUACUUAGAAAAGCCUCUUUUCUUGAGGCAUUUAGUUUCAUAAGCUUGCAUUAAUCUUUUCCAUCGCUCAUCUUUUACUAUACUAAUGAUUAGUAUCACACUCAAUUGUUCUCAAGUUGUUGCAUGUAGGGUACUUCUGCCUCCCUAAAUAGAUGGUAAAUUCCUAGAACUGGUGAUUCAUAUUUUGCAAUCCCCCUCCCCUUUCCCCACCCCUCCCCCUGUGCCUUGCACAGGAUAAACAGUAGCUAAGUUUUGGGUGCUUAUAUGCUAGGUACAGUUCUGUGCAUGUUGCAUGUAUUCAUUCAUUCAAUCCUAUGGACAGCUAAGUGAGGUAGGUGCCAUUGACCACUCUUACCAGAAAGCAGGGUUGAGUAAUUUGAGAGGCUUGCAGAGCUAAUGCCCAGUAAACCCACGUUUUAGAGCCUGAGAGCCAUGUGGUAACUACUACACUAUACUGCCGCUUACAGACAGUAGGUUUUUGAUGAAUCGUUUUUUGACUAAUUGUCAUUUGCUGGCACUUGCUUCCAAAGCAAAGAUGCCUUCAAUUUGAGUUUAUCUGGAUUAAGUGGGAGUAUUAAUGCAUACUGUAUCUUCUUGUAACUGUAUCUCAAGUUGCUUGUUUAGUGUUUAAAAUCACUUGGAGAAAAGAUAAUGUUAUGUAUAACCGUAUUACUUAUGAAAAAGAAUUGGGUAAUUGGGAAGUUUUUUAAAAUGUGACAAUUUAUGUCAGAUUUCUUGAACUCGUGUCACUAGUCUCUGUUCCUCUUCCCUUCCUGAUUGUGACACCGUUACGCUUUUCAGCCUCACAGAUAGUCUUUGUGUCACACGCUCAGCUUCUUGUCAUGUCCAGAUGUAGCAUAUCUGCAGUAUUUUCUAUUUCAGCUGCUGUAAUUAGGCCCUCCUUAACUAAACCUUGAUUUAUGUAAUUAUUUAGUUCUUUAAUAGUUUAUUUGUGACAGAUUAAAAUUUCUUUAAAGUAGUUUUCAUCAUAUCUUCCAUGUUCAGAAUAAUACCUCCAAAAUGAAGUCCAGAUUUCAUAAUCUGCCUUUUAUCACUAGCUAGUUUUGAUUCUAUUCAUUUUCACAUAUUGUUUGGUCCAGCCAACAUCUACCGCUAAGUAACCUUGAUACUUACUCUGUGCUUAUUUAGCCUGCUUUUAUUGGUAAGUUUCCAAAAUUGUAGAAUUUAAUUUUUUUGUUGCAGACAGUCCAGUAAUAUAUUGUAGAAAGAAAAGGACCUUGAUUGAAACGGAGUUUAAAAACUAGAAAUUUCUUCAAUAAGUCAAGCAUUUUUUCUUUUUAGGAGUUUUGUAUACAUUGUCUGGGAUAAUCUUUCCCCAGCUUUUUGUACGGUCAAUUCAUUUUCACAUUUGAGAAUCUGUCUUAAAUACUUUCUCCUAAGUGGAUCCUUUUGUUAAUAUUUAUCACAACAUUUUGUUUCAGAUUUAGCAAAUCAAAUAUUAUUAAUUUAUUAAUUUCCUCUCCUAGAUUUUAAGCUGAGAGUAGGGACUGUAACUGUUUUACUUUCCUAGUAUUUCCAUUGCUUUGCACAGAGACUAGGUAUUCAAUAAUGUUUAUUAAAGACAGGUAUAAGGGAUAAGAUAGGAUAGGAUAAGGGAACAAAUGCUAGUUUUUAUUCAGAGACUUAUAUAUUCCUAGUUCUUUGCCUGUCUGCUAAAGACAAUGCCUAGAAUAUUAGGUACUCAAUAAAUAUUUGUUUAACAAAUAAAGUUAUUUUCCUGAAUAAUGAUAUAUGAAACAAUCAACAACAUUCUUCAGUAGACAGAAUUAUUAAAAUCUUACACUAUUGUAAAAGAUGAAGAAACUGAGGCCCCAAAAGUUAAGUAGCCAAAGGUGCUGAAGUUCACAUAGUUUUUGUUACAGAGGUUUUUUUUGCUCUGUUUUUAAAUUACAAAGCCUGUUUUUUCUUGCACUUCAUUCGCAGACUGACUACUCCUUCUUUAUUUUAAGAGAAUUUAAACUCUAAUCCUCAAUUUCUUCACAUGUAAAAACGAACCAAUUAGAUGAUUUCUGAGGUCUGCUACGAUUUUGAAGUCAUGUGAUUUUGUGAUUGUAUGCCUUCUCAGCAACUUAAGAAUAUUACUUUUAAGUGAGUUUGUAGUUCAUUGUUAAUGAAGUUACUUCUUUAUUAUUUUGCUUCCCUAUAAAUCAUGCUCAUUUGAAAUGUUUUUUUUCAGACAUUUUUAAGGAUAGAGUGUGUUUCUAUUUACAAAGUAAAAAAAAAAAAGGAUAAGAUUACAGAUCAUGUCUAGAAUAGAAAAGGGGAAAAAGGUAAGAAUGAAUAUUCAUUGUCCUACUUUCUAAUCACUAGAAGUAUUUAAGUUGUUUGAAAAAUUGCUGUGCUGUAAACCUUUGCUUUGCUGCAUAUGGUUAAAAUAUGUUUCCAUGUUUUAGUCAAGAAAAGUGUAAAGUGGUCUUGAUAGAAGGCCAAAUUAUAGACUGCCAGUAAUCCCUAGUGAAAAUAAAGAUGCUAAUAAAAUAAUCAAA